This is a messenger RNA of Polistes canadensis, 4100 nucleotides long. RefSeq names its product palmitoyltransferase ZDHHC9 (gene app). The transcript has 10 exons. Gene Ontology annotation, molecular function: protein-cysteine S-palmitoyltransferase activity. Gene Ontology annotation, biological process: peptidyl-L-cysteine S-palmitoylation; protein targeting to membrane. Gene Ontology annotation, cellular component: Golgi apparatus; endoplasmic reticulum. The coding region runs from base 901 to 2958 and encodes 685 amino acids. The record is from RefSeq and is a predicted model, not a curated record. NCBI's taxonomy places the organism in Eukaryota, Metazoa, Arthropoda, Insecta, Hymenoptera, Vespidae.
UGCGUCUCGAUCUUUUUUUAUUCGAUUAUAUUCGAAUUCGAGAUUACCCUGUGCGGCCCGCCAAGUCACGUGAUUCGCGAAAAUAUCACGUGGCGCUUUUUGGUGCCCCUGCAGAGCGCGCCAGUGUACAUUUGAUUAAACAUCAUGACGAAAGGAUCUGUUUGCUUCGUAAAUACAAAAUUGCAAGUUUGUCAGCUUAUCAUUCGUGCCCUAUCAAGUUUAAUAUUAUAAUGUCAUUAUGAUAAAGGUUCAUUUAUUUCAAUAAUUAAUUCUAUAUAUCAUUUACGAGCUCACAUACGUACCGAUUUUGCGCGUGACAUGUCGUGAGUCGACCCACUUUGCGAAUAUAGAUCAUUAAUUCUUCCUCGACGGAUUGUACCUCGAGCGUGAUCUCAUCCAUAUAACAAGUGUUCUUCGAACUUCCUUAUUCUUUUUACAGAAUAUUGUGACGUUGUCCUAUUUAGAGAUUAUUUUAUUGUUCGUUAAGAAAAAAAAUAAAUCAACUUGAAACGUAUACAAGAUCUCUAAGCACAAAGUUUCGCGUGUCAUUUUUCUUGAUAAUGUCAUGGAUCCUAACGUGCUUCAAAUACGUGUGCAUUUAGUGAACGAUGCAAUUAGGUUAAGUUGACUGAUGACAGGAGAUUUUUGAUUCUAACAUGAUUUACCUUCGGAGUAACCCGACUGAUUAAAUGUCAAAUACAUCUCUUUUGUUGGGACGAACGUUGAAUGACAAGAGUACCUAUAAUUAUCAGGAACCAAGAUGAACUAUGGUUGUGCAUUUACUAAUAUUUUAUAUUAUUAUGAAGACUCAAUGUGCGUGAUAAACUUUUUACAAAGAUCUCUACUGUAUUUGCUUGUAUAUAUUAAGGAUAUUUAGAGUGAAAGUUAUCGUCCAUCAAUAUGCCUCACGUGACUAGAAAAUGGGAAUUGUUUCCUGGUAGGAAUAGAUUUUGUUGUGAUGGCAGGGUAAUGACGGCACCCCAAACAGGAGUCUUCUAUGUUACGGUGUGUUUGGUUGCUGGUACCAGUGGAUUGUUUUUUGCCUUUGAUUGUCCAUUUUUGGCUGUACAUAUAACACCUGCAAUCCCGGUAAUAGGUGGAUUAUUAUUCGUAUUUGUAAUGUCUGCGUUGUUUCGAACGAGCUUUAGUGAUCCUGGUGUUAUUCCAAGAGCAACACCUGAUGAGGCUGCUUACAUAGAAAAACAGAUUGAAGUACCAAAUAAUGGUAACUCUAAAACAUAUAGACCACCUCCAAGAACAAAAGAAGUAUUGGUACGAGGACAGCCCGUAAAGUUAAAAUAUUGUUUUACUUGUAAGAUAUUUAGACCACCAAGAGCCUCGCACUGUAGCUUAUGCGAUAAUUGUGUAGAAAGAUUUGAUCACCAUUGUCCGUGGGUUGGCAAUUGUGUUGGUAGAAGAAAUUAUAGAUAUUUUUAUGCUUUUAUAGUAUCUUUAGCAUUCUUAUGUGUUUUUAUAUUUGCCUGCGCUGUUACACAUUUAAUAAUGCUUACAAGAGACGACAGACCAUUUUUAGAAGCUGUCAAAUUAUCUCCUGGUAGUGUCAUUGUAGGAGUGAUAUGCUUUUUUUCCGCUUGGAGUAUUUUGGGUCUUGCUGGUUUUCACACGUAUCUAGCCACGAGUAAUCAGACAACUAAUGAAGAUAUCAAAGGUUCUUUUACAAGUAAAAUAGGUCAAGAAAGUUUCAAUCCAUAUAGUCGCGGAAAUAUUUGUGGAAAUUGUUUCUAUGUUUUAUGCGGUCCUUCACCACCAAGUUUAAUUGAUCGUAGAGGAAUAGUUACUCCUGAGUACCGUGCAGAACAGGAACGAGUUUCUGAUGAAAAUGUGAUAGCUAAUAAUAAGUCGUACGGAACAGUAAAGAUUGUCCAACCACAGUCAAACGGAACUGGCCUGCAGACUAAUGUUCCCACAGAACUAACGGAUUCUAUGAAUAAUCUUGUUACUGGUCGAUACUCUCCAAGAUUAGAAUCUAUUAAUGGUGAGUUGUCUCUUUUACGGCAUCCUUCUCGUUGUACUGAUGAAAUUCCAAAAUAUUCUCAUCAGUUUAUAAGUGAUAUUUAUGUUCCAUCAUAUCCUAUGUCACAUUGUCCUCAAGAAAAACAUAUGAAAUAUAAUGUUAAUGAUAGGAUUAAUCCAGAAUUUCAAAAAGGUAUUCAUAAGUAUCCACAUAGAUGUAGAGAAGAGUAUCACAGGUGUUCGGAUAAUAAUUUAAUAUAUGAUCAGUGCAUACAAGAUCACAAAUACGCGAUCGAUCUUCAAAAAUAUCCGCAAAGAUAUUCCGAGGAUACUCUGCAAUAUAAAAUAGAUGAUAAAAACGGUUACUCUGAUUUACAAAAAUUUCCUCAGUGUCGUUCAGAAGAUCCUUUACGAAUUUCUCAAGCGCAUCAUACUAUGAAGUAUAAUAAUCUGAGAUGCACCGAUAAUGGUAUUAAAUAUCCGAUAGCAAAAAAUAUAUUACCAGCCCGUAUACUAGGUGCUACUGGUAUUCCUAUACAAGCAUUAGGGCUUGUAGACAGUCGUUUUGGUUCAAAUCCGUUAAGUAAUAAUUUAUCUUACGUUGAAAAUUCAUUUUGUCCUAACGAUAGCACAGAGGAAAAUCUUUUGAAUAGAAGAUUUAUCAUGAAUUCUAUGAGUAGUACUACGAAUAGUGUAAGUCAGCUAGUUACCAACGAAGUACCAUUAGCAUCGCUCAAUAUUGCUCCAAUUGAUAUUGAUGAAAUUGCUCCACUCCCUCCGCGUCCAAACGUUGCAGUUUCUUCUACGUUGGAUACCAGCACAGUACCAUCAGUAACCGUAACUACUCCGUUGUCUGCGUCAAGGCUUAGAUUGUUACAAGAUACUACCAUGAUUGAAUCUGCAUUAGAUUUAGAUUCAUUGGAAGAUUCUAGCGUUGGUAAAGGAAGUCAAGUAGGCCUUAUUAAAAUAGGAGCAGUAUCAUAAUUCCAUCUAUUUUUAUGAUUAAUUUAAUUUACAAACAUACACACAUACACACACGCAGAAUACACAUUUUUCUCUUUUUUCAACAUUAUAUCAGAGUAUUUACCAAUGGAAAGUUAUUAUAUAUACAUAUAUAUACAUACUUAAAGACAUGAUAUCGAAUUUUAGGCCUAUUUGUGUGAUAUAAAAGUAUGUGUAGCAAGUGCAAUGAUUUAGUAUGUGCAAUGACUUAGUAAGUGUUGUUUUUUACAAUCAAAGAUUACCAAAUUUUUUGUGAUUUAUACAAUUUAGUAGAUUUGAAAAUAUUUAAAAGAAGGAAAAAAGAAAAGAAAAGAAAAAGAAGAAAAAUAAAAAGAAAAAGAAAAAGAAAAAAAGAAAGAAGCUCAAUUUUAUAUUUCUCAUAGCCACAAGAACCUGGGUACAAUAUUAGCAUUUAAUGGAUAAUGGGUUUUCUUAUUCAUCUUUACAAAUUAUAUUAAAUCAAUCAUAAUGAAGCAUACAUACACACAUAUAUAUAUAACAUGUAUAUUAUAUGCGUAUAUUAAAAUUGAACCAAUACAUUAUUGAUUAUUUUUGUGGCAAACUGAUAUUUUUAAAAUUCAUUGAAGCGGCACUAUUUACUACUUACAAUUGAUUACUUCAACUUUUUUUAUUUUUUAUACAAUACCGGCUCUUAUCGACACGUUUGUAUACAAAUUUUUCUGAUUUUCGCUUCUCAUUUCCACGUAGCAUAUAUUCGAUCAUUAAACUUUUUCUGGUGUGCAUAUAUAUAUAAAUAUAUAUAUAUAUAAAAAUAAAAAAACUAUUGUAAGUGUAAGUAUGACUCACACACAAAUGUUUACUACUAUUGAACUUUUUUAUAAUAAUAACACUUUCAAAUGAUGUCUUUCCAAUAGAAUUAUUCUGUACAGUGUAAAAAAUACAUUUGUAAAUACAAAUAAGUAUAAGCAUAAAAAUAAUAUAAAAAAUUUGAAAGCAUUUAAUGAAUUUAAUGUAAAACGAUGCAGUGUUCUUAUGAAGCAUUUAAACGAAAUAAUAUGAUUAUCACUGCCUUAUUUAUGAGUAACUACUACUUUCAUAUUAAACACAACAGCAUCUUGUUAUUUGUUGAUUUGGCAUGGUCUAAACGAAACAUAUUUUAUUUA